GGGGGGGUGUCUUGCUGCUGCAUCUGGGCAGGACCGAGGGGCGGAGAGCCCACAUUUGCGUAAUAUGAUGAAAUCCCCUCGCCGGCGGGUAUAGGGAGAGGGCGGCUCAUUGCAAUAUUCAGCAGCGGUAGCAACGGAGGCACCGUCUUUCGUCUGCUCGCUCCUCUCCGCCUCCUCUCCUCCGCCUCCUCCCCCAGCCGCUCCAUGGCAGAGCUGCCCUGACUCCCCCGCUGCACCGCGCCGCCUGCCCGCCAACAGCCCCGCCCGCCCAACCCGCUCCGGCCCGGAAUGAUCUGAACCUUCCGACAGACACGCACCCGAGUCCAGCGCAAUCGCCGAUCGCAGAGCUCAGUGCCGGGAUGGAUGUGUUUAUGAAGGGCUUGUCCAAGGCAAAGGAAGGGGUUGUUGCUGCAGCAGAGAAGACCAAGGAAGGGGUAGCAGUGGCAGCUGAGAAGACCAAGGAAGGCGUCCUGUAUGUUGGAAGUAAAACUCGGGAAGGUGUGGUGCAAGGUGUAGCCUCAGUUGCUGAGAAGACAAAGGAGCAGGCAUCACAGCUGGGUGGAGCUGUCUUCUCAGGAGCUGGCAAUAUUGCAGCUGCCACAGGACUGGUCAAGAAAGAAGAAUUUCCCACUGAUGUGAAGCCUGAAGAGGUUGGUCAGGAAGCAGUGGAGGAGCCACUGAUAGAGCCACUGUUAGAACCCGAAAGUGAGAAUUAUGAAGAGCCACCGCAGGAGGAAUAUCAGGAAUAUGAGCCGGAAGCAUAAUGGCCACAGCUAUUCCCGACACUUCCACCAGCAGCACAAUAACAAUAAUUUCUUCUUCCCUAUCCACAUCCAUCUCUCCAAAGGAAGGUCUUGAUGCAGAUGGUAAUGGAGAGAACCCCCCAUGCCCCAUCCUGUCAUGAGUUCUUCCUCCAAUUCUGCUCCAAGAGACCUCAUCAGGAUCAGUGUUUUAUGUAUUGUGGUCUUUAGCGUUAAAGAGAAAGAAUACUGAAGACAAACCCUGACCGCAGUGGUUUGUGUACAUGUGUACAUUUCAAAGCCCAGCCUUACUGCCUGUCUCCCUCCCAGUGCAGUAAGGCCAGACUUCAUGUGUCUGUUAAGCAGCAUGUUGUAUCUUCUCUGUUUUUAAACAGAGCAUUCCAUGUCCUUGACUGGGACCUUGCACUGGGCCCACUGUACAUUUGCUUGCACGUGAAUCAUGCCAACUCUGUUCCAUUAUCAUUGGAACUUUUUUAAAAAACAAUAUCUCUGUCCUGGUCAUGUAAAAGAGACUUCCUGAUUUUAACGGUGCAGAAGUUGUGUCUAUGUAUCCUAAACAAAAGGAGCAUCUUUCCUUUCCUGCCCCCCAGCGCUCUGUAUAUUUUGACUGUGGCAUGGAUAUAUACCUCCCACUGUCGCUGUGUGUGCAAUCCUGGGUUGCUGCCAGUGAUGCAGCUACCCAUCUCCAUGAAUAAAGCCAAUUCUUGACUGUAGCUGUUUUUCUGCUUCCAAGUGGUUCAUAGGUGAAGAGGGGGAGCAGUUAUCCUGUGCUUUUCUGGGAACAAGGUAGUUUUCAAUGGGCCAAGUGUCCACAUGGCUGAGCUUUGAGAACAGCGUAACUGUAAUGUCUAAGGGAAGUGGCUGAUGUUGCUUCUUACAACCUAAUACAACUUCAGUGAUUUUUCCAAAUUAAAGUAUAAGCAAUCAGUAACUAAAAUGGAACAUCCAUUGGAAGUGCUGAACAAGCCCCUUCAGCAGGUAUAUUUUUUUCAUCCUAGAUGAAUAAGCUAGAGGUCUUAAAAUUGAAUUACCAAUAUUAUAUCCAUCUCUAUUGUGCAGUCAUACUUGAACCAGAACUGUAUACUGUACGUGAUUUAAAAAAAAUAAACUGUAAAGGUAAAAAACAUAGAGAAAAUAGUCAAAGAACAGAAAUAACUUUUCUGAAAAAUUAUAGCAUUUAGGGCUUAGAACCUGACAGAAAGAAAGGGAGGAAUAUAAUUGUGCAUGGUACAGAGAAAGUGAAAAAAUUUGUUUUUCUCUUUUUAAACUAGAAUCUAGGUACUUCCAUUGAAGCUGAUUUGCAGGAAAUUGGAGAUAGAUACAACACAAUUUGUAAAAUAUGCUGUCACAAGGCAUAGUGAGAGUAGUUUAGACUACUUUUUAACACAAAUUCAUUGGAAAUGUAUCAUUAGAUAUCAUUAAGCCAUAAAGCAGCUUCAGUCCCAUAAGCUAUCACUAGGGAACCAUUAUCAGAGAAGGAAACUAUUUGCAUUAUUGUAUUUAUUGGCUUCUCAGAGGCAUCUGAUUGGUGAUUGCUAGAGACAGAAUGCUGUACUAGAUAAGCCAUAGAUCUGAUCCAAGAGAGCUAUUGUAGUCUUUAGAUAUACAUGUCAAAACACACACACACACACACAGAGAGAGAGAGAGAGACAGACAGACAGACAGACAAAUACCCCUGUUCAGCCUUAAAAUAUUAGGGCAACACUGUCUUCUGAGAUAAUAAUUAUUGGAAAUUAAUAUAGUUCAGUUAAUACCAAGCCUGCUUUUAAGUAGUUGAUCUAGUAUCUGAUUCCAAAACAGUUGCACUGCCAUUAAUUAAGAAUAAUGCUAUUCAUGUGAUUGAUGAAGACAGUAUGUAAUAAUUCUUGAUUAAAAGGGUAUUUUGCUUACUUUUAGUGGGAAAAUCACGCUUCAGAAAAACUGCCACAGGGCAGAAAAAUGUGUGCCUUCCACUUUGAAAUGAGAGAAAAGUUAAAGUCUUUUUAACCACAAAAUCUACUUUUGUGGCUUGAAAUCCCUACCAAUUAACCCACCCAAUAUCUGAAUAGUUGCUAAAAGAUAAGAACAAUAUUGUAGCUACUAAUUUCCAUGUUAUUUUGUUAACUUAUAGAUGGCUUAAUAAUUUGUGGAGUUUCUUAUUACAACUUUUAUUUUACAUUGUCUCCCUUUCCUGUGAUAAAGCUUUCUCGAUAAACAUUUCAGUCUCUUCCAAUUUGUCUAGUUGUCUGAGAUAUAUACAUAUCAAGAUUACAGACCUAUAUGUUAUCCCUGAAACUCUUAGAAUGGUGGUUCUAUGUUUGAUAUUUUAAGAUACAUUACUUUGUUUAGCUAUUCUGAAUUGCCCUUUUGAAUCCUGUAUGUUCUUUUGCAUUUUUAACACAUGCCCACAAUUGUCAAGAAAAACAUUUAUUAUUAAUUGCUUAAUUGAUGACUUCACAUACAAAAUGACAGCAUGCUAUGCAAUUUGUCUUGCAGAACUUUAGCCCCUACUAUAAGUCACAUCUAAGGCCAGCAAUUAAACUACUAAACAAAAUAGCCACAAGGCUGAUUACUAAAUGAUUUCCUAGAUUAUCAACUUGAACUUUGAUUUUUUUAGCAACAAGAAAAAAUAAUUUAUUUUAUUCAUUCAGAAUGUGACCUAUUAGAACCUAUUUCCUUGCAAUUUGUUAAAGCCCAAAACACACAGCAAAGAAAACAAAAGAACUGGAAAAAUAUGUUCUGUCAAUAAAAGUAUUGAUAUAAUUGAUGAGAUGGGAAAUUUGUGGCAGCAAAAUGGCCCAUGUAAAAAAGUUCUAAUUUGAAAAUGCAGGUAGGAGACUGAAUAAACUGCGAGCGUGAUGCCUCAGUGAUAAACCUGGUAUUAGUUUACAAUAAUUCCUAAGGUUGCAAAACCAACAGUAUUAAUUAAAUAAUUAGUGUUGUAAAAGUUACCGCUCAGCGAAUUGGAACUUAAUAUUAAUCUUACAGAGGAAUUGCUAGAGAAGUAAAAUGUUUUUUUUUUGUUUCCUUAUCCCCAAUCUUUGCAUGUCUUUAAUCAUUAAAAGGAAAAAGGGUUUUAGAGCUGCAUCAAUAGAAAAGAGGCAAUGGAUGACUAUAUACAUGCACAUUAAAUUAAGAAGCCUUAGAUCCUACUCUGAAUUGCAGAUAUUUCCAACCAUCACAUGAGUGUAUGUAAGUAAAAUUGUCAUGACUACUCUACAAAACUAUCAAAUGAAACUUAGAUUUCUCAAAGCCUGAACUGGCAUCAAGCUCCACUUUGAGUGAAGUGGAAAUAAAAAACCUUGGUCUUCAUCUGUGGAAAAGGCUCAGUUGUUCCCAUGCAGAAUAUAUACUUUUAUGAAAAAUGGUAGUGAAUGAUAGAAAAUUGGUCUGGAGGAGAAGGGAAGGACAUUAUUCACCAAAGAUUAUCAAUAUCACCCAUGAUGAUAAAGACUGACACGUGAAAAAACGUGAAGCAGUUCCCAAAUGCUAAUCCUUAUUUAGCAACCACAAUUGAGGCCAGUACUGGGUUGUUAAGCAAAGCAGUUGCUAAGUGAAACUGUAACUGUACUUAUGACCAUUCUUCAGCUUUUCUUUGGUUUACAGACCUGCAAAGAUCAUAAAUGUAAGGACUGAUCAUAAAGUUUACUGGAUUGUUGCAAUGCACUCUACGUGGGGCUGCCUUUGAAGAGCAUCCAGGAGCUUCAGCUGGUGCAGAACGCAGUUGUCCAGUUAUGUGUGCCUCUAGAAUGGCACAUUACAUCUCUGUUCUGCAAACUGUGUUGGUUACUGGUUUGCUUCUAGAUGCACUUCAAGGUGCUGAUUUUGACCUUUAAAGCUCAUGGCAUAGGACCAAAUUAUCUGUGGGACUGUCUCUUCCUGGUUACAUCUAUAUGCCCCAUCGAGUGCAAUAGAGUGGUAUGCUCCCAGUCCUGUCUGUGAAGGAGGUUCCAUCUGACAGAACCCAGAUGUGCCUUUUCUAUUAUAGUUCCUGCCCUCUGGAACACCAUUCCCCCCUGAGAUGAGAUUAGUCCAUCCAUUAGCCCAUCUGGAAAGCCUUGACAACAUGGUUUUUCCAUUAACCUAAGAAUCACAUGGUGAGCCUG
Molecule: messenger RNA, 4846 nt
Organism: Ahaetulla prasina
Lineage: Eukaryota; Metazoa; Chordata; Lepidosauria; Squamata; Colubridae
Gene: SNCB
Product: synuclein beta
Exons: 6
Coding region: 360-764 (134 amino acids)
Biological process (GO): synapse organization; chemical synaptic transmission; synaptic vesicle endocytosis
Cellular component (GO): neuronal cell body; axon terminus; cytoplasm
Molecular function (GO): cuprous ion binding
Source: RefSeq, a predicted model, not a curated record